Penicillium argentinense is the source of this 1560-nucleotide messenger RNA. RefSeq names its product cytochrome P450. The record is from RefSeq and is a predicted model, not a curated record. The coding region runs from base 1 to 1560 and encodes 519 amino acids. Lineage: Eukaryota; Fungi; Ascomycota; Eurotiomycetes; Eurotiales; Aspergillaceae. The transcript has a single exon. Gene Ontology annotation, molecular function: monooxygenase activity; iron ion binding; heme binding.
AUGUUGUGGACCGUGAUUUUCGCUGCUGCAAGUAUCUACUUAGUCGUUUCCUGGCUGAUAUGGCCCGUUCUACGAUACUUUCGUGACCCAAAGGGUUUCCGAAAGUACCCCAAUUAUUCUUUUCUCUCCGGCAUCACGGACAUCCCGUACUGUCUUCUCAGUUCUUGUGGCUUUCGGUCGCGAGACCUCACCAAGCUCCAUAAAAAAUCACCCAUUUUGCGGAUCGGCCCCAACAACCUCUCCUUCGGGGGUAUCGAGGCCAUUCGGGACAUCUACGGCCAUUCGACACCUUGUGUGAAAGAUUUGAAAUAUAUCAUCACAUCAGACGCCCACCCGCACCUGUUCGAUGUUGUCAAUAAGCCUAGUCAUGCUGCAAAGCGGAAGAGACUCUCGGCUGCGUUUGCGAUCAAAAACCUCGAGCGAUGGGACUUUAAAGUCGCUCGCACCACGGAGCGCCUUAUCGCUGCUUUCGACAAUCUGUGCACCCAGCCGUUACCUCCCAGCGGCAUUCCCGACGCAUCUGACCUGACGGUUGACUUUAAUAAGUGGGCCAACCUAUUCACGAUUGAGGCCAUCAACAACAUCGCUCUAUCAUCGACCCUGGGUCUUCUUGAGCAAGGUGGUGAUCUGGUGACAGCUCAGAGGCGAGACGGCGCCACGUACCAGGCACACUAUCGCAAGUCUCAAAACACUUCCGCUUACGCCACUUCGCACUUUGUCUGGGACUACAACAAUUUCAAGUUCUUCGUCGCACUGUCGAAGUUGUUUCCGAAAUGGAGAAAAGCUUGGACACAAGCGGCGCCGUUCAAAGAUGUUAUCUACCACCAGGCUGUGACGCGACUCGAUCGAUACAACAAGGGAGAGAAACUCGACGAUUUCUUUACAGCUCUCAUGGACAACAAGAAUGGGAGUCCGCACAAUUUGGAGUGGGGCGAAAUUGUCGGCGAAAUUGCUGCCAUCCUCGACGCGGGCGCAGAUACAACAGCGAUCGCUCUGACUCAGAUCCUCGAACUGCUCAUCCGUCAUCCUGAGCACUUGGCUACUCUCCGCGAAGAGGUCGACAAUGUCCUCUCGCCGGAAGAUGUCGUGGCUCCGUAUGAUACAGUGAAGAAUCUCCCUUUCCUACGCGCAUGUCUUGAUGAAGCACUUCGCAUCAUCCCACCCACAUCUGCGGGACUCCCGCGCCGGACUCCGCCUGAGGGCGCGAGAAUUCUCGGCGAGUGGAUCCCAGGUAAUACAAGCGUGUCGAUGACCAUCUACACAGCACACCAUGAUCCGAGUGUGUUUCCGAGCCCGGACGAGUUCAAUCCUAACCGGUGGAUGGAUAUCGAAGAGCGGAAGAGGAUGGAGCCAUAUUUUAUCCCGUUCUCGACAGGCGCGAGGGGCUGCAUUGGCCGUAAUAUUUCGUAUUUGGAGCAAACGGUGGUGCUGGCUUCGUUGGUUCAUCGUUAUGAGUUUGCUUUGCCAAGUCCAGAAUGGAAGCUCGAGCGAUUCGAGGCUUUCAAUCUGCUGAUGGGGGAAAUGCCUAUCAAAUUGUGGAGAAGGGAGACUCCAGUUUGA